Molecule: messenger RNA, 2248 nt
Organism: Thunnus maccoyii (southern bluefin tuna)
Lineage: Eukaryota; Metazoa; Chordata; Actinopteri; Scombriformes; Scombridae
Gene: eepd1
Product: endonuclease/exonuclease/phosphatase family domain containing 1
Exons: 8
Coding region: 339-2009 (556 amino acids)
Biological process (GO): DNA repair
Cellular component (GO): plasma membrane
Molecular function (GO): DNA binding
Source: RefSeq, a predicted model, not a curated record
CUGAACCUGUGUGACUUGACGCACGCUGGAAGCAGUGGUUUGUAAUGAUGUGAGAACUGGCGUCUCCCUGUCAGAUCAGUGAGUGUGGAGGCCGACCUGUGGCCAGACGGACAGCAGACUGAGUGAGGGCAAAGUUUUCUGUGGAGACUGUUUAUAUCCAGCUCUUCUCUCACACACAGACACACAGUCAGCUGCUGCCGCCCGGAGCGCACAGACACGGUGAGCAGCAUGUAGCCGGGGCUGUGGACAGCUGCUGUAUGUCUCUUCUCUCUCUGCCGUGGCCCUCUGCCUGCCGCCGUCCGCUGCACUGAUCCGAGCCCCGGUGACCCGCUGGAGCCAUGGGUGGGAGUCUGGGCUGCCACCGCUCCAUCCCCAAGGACCCCACUGACUUCAGCUGCGGCAAGCGUAAAUUCAGCGCUGCGUGUAACUUCGGCCACAUCCUGGUGAACCAGGAGCGGCUCAACAUCAACACAGCCACCGAGGAGGAACUCAUGACUCUACCGGGAGUCAACCGCACUGUUGCGCAGAAUAUCGUGGAGUACCGGGACUGUAUCGGGGGGUUUAAAAAGGUGGAGGAUCUUGCUCUGGUGAGCGGGAUCGGUGCCACCAAACUAGAGGUGAUCAAACUGGAAAUAUGCGUCUCCAGCAGGACCAGUUCGUCCCAGCACUCGCCGUCCUCGCUGCGCAAAGACCUGGACCAUCAGUCCUACACUGGGAUGAACAUUAACACCGCGACCCCGGCGCAGCUCAUGAGCAUCCGAGGCAUCACGGAGAAAAUAGCCAAGAACAUCGUGGCCUAUCGGGCGGAACACGGCCCGUUCAAAAACAUCGAGGACCUGGUGAGGGUCAGCUACAUCAACAGCUCCCUGCUGGACAAAAUCCGCUUCCAGGUGUUCGUGGAGCGCUCCAGGGCGCCCUCAACCAACACCAACGGAGGGCUGACCUGUACCACAAAGUCCCACCCCAGCCCAACUUCAUUCAGCCUCAGGAGCGACGACCUGGACCUCCCGCCCGGAGGACCGACCCAGAUCAUCUCUGUGCGGCCCAACGUGGAGCCCCCACCCGGGCUGCGGGACGGGAAGCCCGUGGUGCGCGUGGCCACAUGGAGCUUGCAGAGCUGCUCCUGCGAUAAGGCCAACAACCCGGGGGUCAAAGAGGUGGUGUGCAUGACCCUGCUGGAGAACGACAUCAAGUUACUGGCAGUGCAGGACCUGCUGGAGCGGGAGGCUCUUGACAAGUUCUGUGCGGAGUUAAACCAGGGAACACUGGCCAGCGUACGAAAGUGGAAGUGGCCACGAGGGCUGUGGAAAAGUGUUGUGUCUGAAAAACCCACAGGACACUCCUGCAAGGGAGUGAGCUACUCUGGCUUUCUGUGGGACAGCUCGUCUGGUAUUGACCUGAAGGACGCUGCAGUCCUUGAGUCACCAGUUGUCAAUGGCAACGGGAGUCAUUCCUACCCUCGACCGUACCUGGCUCACUUUUCUGUUGGUUCAUAUGAGCUGACCGUGGUGAACGUCCACAUCCAGGCCACAGCUGCACCAGGAGAGUCCAACGGCAAGAACCACAACACAGAAGAAGCCAAGUGUCAGCGGCUCUCCCCCAGCAUCCAGGAAACACUAAAAGGUGAGAAGGAGUUAGUGGUGCUGGGAGACUUUGGUUCCCCUCCUCAGAGCUCAGAGCUGGACAUUCUGAGAAAGGAGAAGCUCUGUCCGCUUGUACCAUCCACACAGUUCACCAACAUCAGCACCCGCUCACCGCAGGGCACCCGCUGCCUGGAUAACAUCUGGUUGAGCCGCUCCCUCAAGAAGAUCUACUCUGGCCACUGCAUGGUCGUACGAGAGGGCUUGACCAACCCCUGGAUCCCAGAUAACUGGUCGUGGGGCGGCGUGGCGUCAGAUCACUGCCCCGUGGUCGCUGAGUUUUAUGCAGAUGUGGCCCCUAAGGAGCUGAGCAGGCCUGGUAUGGCCGUAGUGGACAGAGGAGACAUUAUGCCCAAACAUGAGCGGUGACAACAUCCGCAGUCACAGUAAAGACAUCAGAAUGACUUUAUCCUGCCUUGGUCCUGCUUAGUUUGCCGUGGAGCAAAGAGUUUCCUGAUGAAUGUGAAGAAGUGCCAAGAUUGCCUUUUUGGGUUUCAAUUUAUCACUGUAUAAUAGCAACUGGUGAGUCAUAGAGCCAUAAAAAUGUUUUGACAAUAUAUAUAUGAUGUACUUUAAAAAGAAAUGUGCCAAACAUUUUCUAUAUGUAU